ACUUAUCUGCUUUUUUCAAUUACCACAGAGACAAUCACAUUAGUAAUACUAAUACUACAUGCUCUGUUCUGUUUUGUUCUUCAUCAUCAUCAUAUAAGAGAAUUUAGAUCUCUCUGUUACCAACGGAGAAACUCGCCUCUUCUUCUACUGCCCCCUCUCUCGCUCGCCAUGCGAGAUUCAGAUCAUUAAAGAAACUUGAAACAAGCUCACAGAACCAUUUUUGGUAUCUAGAUUUUUGAAGCAUAAAGGCUUCUCCUUUCCCUCCCCCCACCUAUUUUCCAGAGUGAGUGAUUUUGUAAGCAGAGAUUGAUAGAAGAAGAUAAAAAAAGUCUCGUCUUUCUUCAUCUCAAAGGAACAGUGAAGCCCUUCUCAAAAUACCCAUCUACCUUUUCUUCUUCUUCUUACUUCUGAUCCAUCGAUUUGAUCGCAAAAGCCACAAACUUGCCUCUCCUUUGGUCUCCGCAAGUGUUCUGAUUUGUCUCAAUCUUCCUUCUGAGCUUCUGACAUUCUUUACUGAAGCAAACUCUGUAGAUUCUUCGUCAUAUCCGAUCUAUCUCUCCGCUUUAGCUUGAUUCAAAGCUCACUACUUUGGACUCAAAAGUGAUUCAUAUGCUCUGUAGCUGAAAAGAUGCAUCCUGAUCAACGCAAAAAGUCAUCAGUGGAACUAGACUUCUUCACGGAGUACGGCGAAGGCACCAGGUACAGAAUCGAGGAAGUCAUCGGCAAAGGAAGCUACGGCCUCGUCUGCUCAGCUUACGACACGCACACGGGGGAGAAAGUCGCAAUCAAGAAGAUCAACGACAUCUUCGAGCACGUCUCCGACGCCACGCGCAUCGUCCGCGAGAUCAAACUCCUCAGGUUCUUGCAGCAUCCGGACAUCGUUGAGAUCAAACACAUCUUGCUCCCGCCUUCGAGGAGAGAGUUCAAAGACAUUUACGUCGUUUUCGAGCUCAUGGAGUCUGAUCUUCACCAGGUUAUCAAGGCGAAUGAUGACUUGACUCCUGAGCAUUACCAGUUUUUUCUAUAUCAGCUUCUCCGUGGUCUCAAGUAUAUACACACAGCUAAUGUCUUUCAUAGGGAUCUGAAACCGAAAAACAUAUUGGCGAAUGCUGAUUGUAAACUCAAGAUUUGUGAUUUUGGACUUGCGAGAGUGGCAUUCAAUGAUACACCAACUGCUAUAUUCUGGACUGACUAUGUAGCUACUAGAUGGUACAGGGCUCCAGAACUGUGUGGAUCAUUUUUCUCAAAGUAUACACCAGCAAUAGAUAUAUGGAGCAUAGGGUGCAUCUUUGCAGAGCUCUUAACAGGGAAACCUCUUUUCCCUGGGAAAAAUGUGGUCCAUCAACUGGAUCUGAUGACUGAUACGUUGGGAACUCCAUCAGCUGAAGCCAUUGGAAGGGUGAGGAAUGAGAAAGCUCGAAGAUACUUGAGCAGCAUGAGGAAGAAGAAGCCUAUUCCGUUUUCACAUAAGUUCCCACAUGCUGAUCCUCUCGCUCUUCGUCUUCUAGAGAAGAUGUUGUCUUUUGAACCCAAGGACAGGCCUACAUCUGAAGAGGCACUUGCGGAUCCGUACUUCAAGAAUUUAGCUAAGGUUGAAAGAGAGCCCUCUUGUCAGCCCGUCACAAAGUUGGAAUUCGAGUUUGAGAGGCGGAGGAUCACAAAAGAGGACGUGAGAGAGCUCAUAUAUAGAGAGUCUCUUGAGUACCACCCAAAAAUGCUUAAAGAAUACCUGGAUGGAUCAGAGCCAACGAACUUUAUGUACCCGAGUGCGGUGGAACAUUUCAAGAAACAGUUCGCUUACCUCGAGGAACACUACAAGAAUGGUACUUCUCAUAACCCUCCUGAGAGGCAGCAGCACGCAUCUUUACCUAGGGCUUGCGUUUUGUACUCUGAUAACAACCAUGCGGCUGCACAACAGACUUCAGUGGAAGUCACUGAUGGACUAUCCAAGUGUAGCAUCAGAGAUACAGAGCGACCGCGUGGUGCAGACAGGAGAGUUCCUAUUAACGUCCCUCAGACAAUCCAAGCAGGUGCUGCAGUAGCUAGGCCUGGAAAAGUAGUUGGUUCAGUGUUACGCUAUAACAACUGCGGCGCAGCCACAGGAGUAGAAGCUAUUGAACAGCAACAGCGUAGGAUGGUUAGAAACCCAGCUGGUGCGGCUCAGUAUCCGAAGAGAACUCCUCAACCUUGCAAAAGCAACAGAGGAGAUGAAGACUCCGAAGGUUCAAGCAGGUUAAAACAAAACCCUCAGUACAUACCACAGAAAGUGGGUGGAGCGCAAGAUACUGCAACGAGUCGCUGGUACUAAGAUGAUGUUUCGGGGCUAGCAGAAGCUUUACUACAUAACGUCUUAGGGAGAGACAUGGCUUAAGAAGGGUGAGAAGCAAGACCCUGUCAUGUUAUUUGUCUCUAUAAAAUUGUUUUAUUUUCUUAAACGAGCUCUCCUUCGAUGUUGUAUCACUCACUACAUUCCCUUCAAAUAAUUAAUGUAAGAUGAACACCAUGCUUAGUAACCAAAUUUCAUAUUAAUACAAAGAUCGGAAAAGAUUCAUUGUA
Brassica napus (rape) is the source of this 2556-nucleotide messenger RNA. RefSeq names its product mitogen-activated protein kinase 16-like. The transcript has 10 exons. Gene Ontology annotation, molecular function: MAP kinase activity; ATP binding. The coding region runs from base 629 to 2308 and encodes 559 amino acids. Gene Ontology annotation, cellular component: cytoplasm; nucleus. Lineage: Eukaryota; Viridiplantae; Streptophyta; Magnoliopsida; Brassicales; Brassicaceae. The record is from RefSeq and is a predicted model, not a curated record. Gene Ontology annotation, biological process: intracellular signal transduction; protein phosphorylation.